This is a messenger RNA of Dendronephthya gigantea, 1269 nucleotides long. RefSeq lists its product as uncharacterized. The transcript is spliced from 4 exons. The coding region runs from base 1 to 1269 and encodes 422 amino acids. Lineage: Eukaryota; Metazoa; Cnidaria; Anthozoa; Malacalcyonacea; Nephtheidae. The record is from RefSeq and is a predicted model, not a curated record.
AUGAAUGUAUUAACGUUUGGUGACAAGCCUGCACCAGCCAUGGCUCAAGUCGCGCUGCAAAAGACAGCCGAGGAAGGAAAGAGUAUUAACCCGGAAGCAGCACGUACCAAUAAAGUCAACACCUAUAUGGAUGACAUUCUUCACUCAGUUAACACAAAAGAAGAAGCCAAGAAACUUACAGGUGAUAUUGACAGCAUCCUUGAGAGGGGUGGAUUCAAAGUGAAGUUGAAAGAUGUCCUGAAAUACAAAUUUGAAAUUGAGGCUGUGAAAUUCUGCACAGCCGAUCUCACCAAGCGUAAGAUUUUAAGUCAGGUUGCUAGAAUUUACGAUCCCAUCGGUUUUGCCUCGCCCUUCCUCGUAAGAGCAAAGAUCAGCCUCCAAGAACUAUGGGAAGAAGGAGUAGACUGGGAUGAUGAGCUGCCUCCAAGCAUUCAAGAGAAAUGGUCAUCGUACUUCAAAGAGAUGGAGCAGCUGAAUGACGUAUCGUUUGAGAGAUGUAUUUGUCCAGGGAAAGUGGUCGAGCCGCCAACGUCAUGUGUAUUUGCCGAUGCAUCGCGAGGAAAGUCUGGUGAAUUGUGUCAGUUAACACCGCAUACAUUUGCUAAAAUAAGCGAGUAUUGUCAAAAGUGGGUCAAUUUGGACGGCGAGCAAAGCAAAAUCGCCGCCAAUGUUGCUGAGUUUAUGAAACAUUGGUCACUUGAUUCGGAAAAUGAGCUAGUGCCAGAGGAAAUUGCAAAUGCGCGAUAUCACAAAGAGUGCUAUGUUCGUUUCUGUGAUAAAACAAAAAUCGAAAGAGCCGAGAAAAGAAUGAAGAAAAAGGAAAUGACUGUUGAAGCAUCCAGCCAUGGUGAACCGAGCACUCCUGUUAUCAACCGACCAGCACCUGCACCUGUGCGUAUAUCACCACGGACAUUGAUUAGCGGUAGUGAAGCGAUUCCCAGACGAAACAGACACGUUCUACCAGAACGGUGCAUAAUUUGUAAAAGACAAGAUGCGUACAAAGUGGACAAGGUUACUAGAAAACGAAAAUUAGAUAAGCUUGUUCUGGCGGAAACGUUCAACGGAGGACUUUUGAGGGAGGCUGCAGAAAAGAAAAAAGACGAGUCGAUUUUAGCACAUAUUAGAGGUAAAGACUGUGUUGCUAUAGAAGUACGCUACCAUAGGCAUUGUCAUUUGGAUUACUGCAGAUUCCUGACCCGAAAAUCCACAACUAGUAAGCCACUGAUGAACUAUACCAAUCAAGCUACAUCGCCUUCUGUUCGAAAAUAA